Molecule: messenger RNA, 2576 nt
Organism: Marasmius oreades (fairy-ring Marasmius)
Lineage: Eukaryota; Fungi; Basidiomycota; Agaricomycetes; Agaricales; Marasmiaceae
Exons: 3
Coding region: 183-2000 (605 amino acids)
Biological process (GO): protein ubiquitination; ubiquitin-dependent protein catabolic process; mitotic spindle assembly checkpoint signaling
Cellular component (GO): cytosol; cell division site; ubiquitin ligase complex
Molecular function (GO): protein binding; ubiquitin protein ligase activity
Source: RefSeq, a predicted model, not a curated record
CUUUAUUGUCGCUCAGAAAACCUUUUUUGUCCAGUGCCGGUGCCUGUGGCCCUGGCCAGUUUGUUGAUUACCUCACCCGUGAAAACAAGUUCUCUCAUCAACCAUCAACUUUCAUCGCGACGCCCAUUCCCAUUGGCCUCUCAUCUCUUUCUUCUCGACGUCAGCUGUAUUUACAGAUCUCCAUGGACCCUCAUUCACAUGUUGGGAACGACAGCCCUCCAACACGGACAACCCUUUUGGGCUCUUUCCUUCGCUCGGGACGGCCACGAAAUUCAUCUCAAUCUCAUACAGACCAACAGAGGGAACUAUCACCUUCACCACCAACACAGAACGCUCCCGCAUCUCCAGGAGCGCAAGCCGCUAUAGCCGCAGGCGUAAAUUACGGACACAGACUCCCAUCAUCAUCAUCGAAUCAGGCCGGGUCAUUAGGUUUAUCGCAAAUGCUCAGAAGAAGGCGUUCUGCAGGUGCAAUCAAUCCCAACAGUGGCAACACCAAUGCCAACGUGCCACCAUCGAUAGCAGCCAAUUCUUCUACCCAUAAUCGCACUCAGAACGCUUCCGGUUCACAUCCGCCGCCACUGCCACCUACUUCACCUGGAACAUUCCGUGUUCGCCUCGUACCACACCUAGAAUCCCGACGAUCUCUCAAAUUUGACGCAAUAACCCGCGACUUGAAACCAACUGACGCAGCACUUCGCAUUGGUCGCUUCACCGAUCGCUCCGGGUUGGGAUUAUCGGCUGUCAAUGCUCUUGGCUCAAAUAAACUCGCCUUUAAAUCCAAAGUUGUCUCUAGAGCGCAUGCAGAAAUUAGUGUUGACGCUGGUGGCAAAUUCUGGAUUAAAGACACCAAAAGUAGUUCUGGUACUUUCCUGAACCACAUGCGAUUGAGCCCAGCGAAUACGGAGAGCCGCUUGCAUCAAAUGAGAGACGGCGACAUCCUACAGCUGGGUGUCGACUACCAGGGAGGAACAGAAGAUAUAUACAAGAGUGUUAAGAUCAGAAUAGAACUCGGGAGAGAAUGGCAGGCGAGUGCUAAUGCGUUCAAUACUACCGCUAUAAAGAAUCUUAAGACAUUAGCAGUUAAUGUGACUGCCGGUACUCGCACAGUGUCCGGCCCGAAGGCUUCUUCCAAAUCUGCAUUUCCUGAUUGCUGUAUAUGUCUGUUUGGGGUCACCAUCCGCCAAGCUUUGUUCAUAGCCCCAUGCUCCCACACAUUCCAUUAUAAAUGCAUCCGCCCUCUACUAGAAAGUCACCACCCAGCGUUUUCAUGCCCACUUUGCCGAACAUUCGCAGAUCUCGAAGAAGAUGUAGAAGUGGAGAUUGAGUACGAGGAGGAAGCCGAAGCUGAUUUGGAAGUUGUUGAAGAGGCCGCAGCUAGUGCCUACCAUGGAGCAUCGGGGACCAACAAUGCUCUCAAUGGCACUGUCAACGGACAUGGUGACGAUGACGGCGAAGACUCCGCCGUGGAGGAGGUUGCUGCUGCUCUACGAUCGGCCCCAUCCCCUCAGGUAGCUGCGGAACGUGAACGUGAACGGGAGCGAGACAGAGAAGCAGGCGCUGAAACCGAAGUUGAAUCGGACAUAGUUGGAGCAGGCGAUAGUGCGGGUAGAACUAGACGAUCACGCAACUCAAGGCGGCAACAACCACGAGCUAUGAGCUUGAUGGAUGAAGGGGAGGAAGCUCACUCUGGUCCCGGAGAACCCGUGCUUCCACCCGGUGGCCCUUCGGAGGAAGAGCUGGAACUUCUAGAUGACAGUCCGGACGAGAACGGUAGAGUAUCGAUUGGACCUAGCGUCGGGGCCGAUGCGAUUAUGGUCGAUGCGUCCAUCCGUGCUGGAAGUAGUGAGAGAGGGUUUGAUGCCACACCCGAUCCGGACGAUGACGAUAUGGUCCUUGUCGAUGCCAGUGCAAGCAAUGGACGCCCGUUGAGCAGUGGCAUGAUUGGUAUUGAAGGUGGAAAUGAGGAUGGUGUCGGAGGUGGAGGGAAGAGGAAGCGGUGAAUCGUGACUGAACAAAUUCUUUCGUCUGUUCAGCUCCUUGCCAUUCAAGGUUAUUCAUCGUUACUUUCUGUUCCUCCCAAUCGUACGACAUCAUUGCGCCCCCUGUCCCCGACGAUAUCUCUUCCGUCUGUUGAAACUUUAUCUAUGUGUGUUAUUCAAUCUUUUCCCUUUGCGUCUUAACGUGUCGUAUCACCGAAUUGUUGUCGCCCGUUCAUUUCCUCUAUCCUGUUAUUUGCGAACCUCAUUACCAAUCCCCCCUGUGCUACACACAUGACUCAUUUAAUAUUUUCCCUUCGUUACCUGAUCUUCAACGCUCCUCCCGCACUUAAUUUGUACAUUUGAUCGUUCUUCUCCCACUCGCCGCCAUUCUAUUCAAAUCCUCGUGAAUGUGCGGUCAAUCCGUUCUCGUUACGCUUGGUAUUCAGCUCGCAGACUGUGCCGUUGAAUAAAUACCUCCUCUACCUCCUAAUAUUGUAUAGAGGAGAAUUGGGAGUCUCAGUCCUUUCUGCGUGCCUGCCACCCUUACACCUAAUAGACCCUAAAGUUGUUGAAUAAGUAAAGCCUGGGUUCCUGGCC